Molecule: messenger RNA, 1260 nt
Organism: Micromonas pusilla CCMP1545
Lineage: Eukaryota; Viridiplantae; Chlorophyta; Mamiellophyceae; Mamiellales; Mamiellaceae
Product: carbohydrate-binding module family 20 protein
Exons: 1
Coding region: 1-1260 (419 amino acids)
Cellular component (GO): membrane
Molecular function (GO): starch binding
Source: RefSeq, a predicted model, not a curated record
AUGACUGGAUCGCCAUACGCACGGACGGGAACAACACGUCGCCGAAGCGGCGCGUCGCGCGCGGAGGGGAAGCGAGAUCGCCCGCGCGUCGCUCGCGCACACGACGCCGCGCGCUCUCCACGACCGCACGCCGUCGCCUUCGCGCGUCUCGCGUCUCGAACGCUCGCGAAGUCCGCUCGCACGUCUCCGCGCUCGCGCUUCGUCGCAUCGCGCGCGCCGGUUUUUGAAGCGCGCCCUCCUCAUCAUCUGUUCCCGCGCGAAUCGUCCUCUCGGAUUCAUUCAAAGAUGGCGUCUCCCUCGUGCGCGGCGUUCGCCGCGUCGCGCGUCGUCGCCGCCGCCGCGUCCGGCGCCGGCUCGAACGGCCCGACGCGCAAGAACGUGACGCGCAAGGCGGUCAACGCCGCGAAGGGCGCGGCGCGCUCGACGACGCGCCUCAACGCGUCGUCCCCCGCGGCGAAGGACGCGAAGAAGGCGCAGACGUCCACCGCCUCCGCGGGCGGCGUCGCGACCGCGAUGACCGAGGCCGAGAACGCGGUCGCGCUCAAGAACAACGCGGUCGCGACGCAGCGCGCGCAGCUCGCGCGCGCGAGGGAGAUCAUGACGAUCGACCCGACGGAAGGCCACAACGCGCUCGAGCUCCUCGCCAGCGUCGAGUCCGUCGCGGUUCAGUUCAGCGUGCACUACGAGACCAAAGUCGGCGAGGACCUCUUCGUCGUCGGCUCGCACCGCGCCCUCGGGAACUGGGCGCAAGCGGACGCGUUCCCGCUGACGUGGACGGAGGGGUCGUACUGGAAGGGCGUCGCGGACUUGCCCGCGGGCGGCGCGUUCUUCUACAAGUACAUCGUGCGGCGUCCGGACGGAAGUUACCGAUGGCAAGAGGGCGCGAACAACCUCGUGAUGACGCCGGACGUGUGGGACGUGCCGGACGGCGGGACGUUUAUUCUGGACGAUAACUUCGCGGGGCUGUCGAAGCAGGCGAACAACGCGCUCGCGAUACGGUUGAUCUCCACGGAGAAGGAGAAGGUCACGCUGAAGAUCGAGACGAAGAAGGCGAAGGAGAUGACGAAGGCGGCGCUCUCUGAGCUCUUGAUCGCGCGCGAGGAGCUGCAAAAGGCGAACGAGAAGCUCGCGAUGUACGAGGAAAACGCGCAGACCGUCAUCUCCAAGGUGAAGAACGGGAUCUUCCCCAAGGGCGGGAAGAAGGAGAAGGCGACGACCGGCGACGAGGAGCAGCCGACGGCCGCGGAGACGAGCCGUUGA